AUGCAAGCAGCUGGUGCGAUCCUACUUGCUAUUACAAAUGUCCCAGAAGCAUGUUACUGGGUUGAAACCUCAAAUGGAAUCUAUGGGAAAACAAGCAACCCAUACGAUUCGAGAAGAACAUCUGGAGGAAGCAGUGGUGGAGAAGGAGCACUCAUCACUGCUGCAGGCAGUGUGAUCGGGAUUGGUACCGAUAUCGCUGGUAGUAUUCGUGUACCAUCCUUCAUGAAUGGUAUUUUUGGUUUGAUACCUACACCGGGUGUGGUCCCACUUGAGGGUAGUCUCCCUUUCCCAGUAGGUUACCAGACUAAAAUGAUGCGAAUUGGUCCAAUGUGCCGCUAUAUCCAGGAUAUUCCCUUAAUGUUAGAGAUUUUGGGAGGCGAGAAAGCUGCGGAUCUCCGCCUUAAAACUGCCGUGGAUUUCAAGAAAAUCCGAGUUUUCUAUAUGGAGGGAUUAGAAUAUGUUCCGUCUAUUCAUUCGCUA
Strongylus vulgaris is the source of this 480-nucleotide messenger RNA. The record is from the annotation of a GenBank genome assembly. NCBI's taxonomy places the organism in Eukaryota, Metazoa, Nematoda, Chromadorea, Rhabditida, Strongylidae.